UUAUGACACUGAGAGGUCACUGAGCCCGCAGCUGUAUUAGCCAGGUUUGGAUGAGGACACACCUGGUGGGGGUGAAGGAAUGCCAGGCCUCUCUCAGGGUGUGUGCUGGGGAGACCCCAGAGAAUCUGAGGAGUAGAGACAGUUACCACCUUUCACGCCUGACCUAGCGCCUUGCAGGCUCUCUGCUAUCUGUCUUCAGUUCCUACCACAGGAUGUAACCUGGGCUCUGUACUGGUCUAAACUAGAAAUAGAAAAGAAGUCCAAACCCUGCUUCCAGGCUUUUGUAAAGGUGGAGAAAAGCAGAGUGCCUGGGGAGAGGUUGUUAUCAACGACAAAGUGGUAAUGUCCUCCCUGGGGUGAGGGCAGGUUUUUUGGUUUUUGGUUGUUGGGUUUUUCUUCCCCCCUGUCCCUGCCUCAGGCUAAAGUGGUGCAGUCUGUUACCUUGGAGACCAGCUAACACUUCCUGGCAGGGCGAGCUUCACUGUGGAGUCGCUUGGAGGAGCUUAGAGGAAGUGGGAGCCAGGAAAAGCAGAGACCUCUCCUCUCCCAGAGAUGGAGAAAUAAAUGAAGAAAUGCAGGAAAAUAAGUGUUGGGUGUUUUAUAAUGGCUACAGAUACUAGUCAUGUCUUCCAUGGUCAAGAUGAUAAGUUUCUGGAAAACCACUGUGUAAGGAGAAACAAUGACAGAGAUUCAAAGAAGCACUUGGACCAGAAGGAUAUCCAUGGACUCGGCCAAAAUCCAGACAAUGGACUACUGGUUACACAUGUUAACCAGACACAGGAUUUACUGAGGCUACAGGGAGACAAGACCCAACCUUCAGCUUGGGAGGACCCGGAAGACUGGCUUUCCACACACAGUUUACAGUUUGAGAGGCUCACCUUGGCUGACCUGAUUAGCCAGGGCACCACAGUACUGGAGGAGGGCAGCGAUGUCAUGAGGAAAGUGCACUUCUCCACCCAGAUGAUCCACCAAUUUGAAUCAAAGCUUUCUGGAGCUAUUGAACUCUAUCAACAGAGAAUCCAGUGGCUCACAGAAAGCAGCAGGAAGGCAUUUGGCCUCAUCAAGGGAGCCAGAGUUGGCAUCAUUGUUGAUGUGUCCGCCAUUGGCAGUGGCUCUCAAAAAGAGGAGUUCCAAAAUGACCUCCUGAGCCUCAUUGAUGAGCAGCUGAGCCACAAGGAGAAGCUGUAUGUCCUGUCCUUCGGCACCAGCACCAGCGCCCUCUGGCCAGACCCCGUGGAAGUCAGCCCCUCCAUCCUCCAGGAACUCAAGCUCUGGGUGAAGAAGCUCCAGCCUGAUGGGGGCAGCAAUCUGCUACAAGCCCUGAGGAAAAUCUUCACCCUGAAGGGACUGAAUUCUCUGGUGACCAUAAUGGGCAGCUGCCCAGAUCAGCCUUCUGAAAUUCUGUCCAACUACAUCCAACAGUCCACUGUGGGACGGGACCUCAUCACCCACGUCAUCACCUACAAAUGCAAUGAUCAGGUGCCCCCUGCUGUCCUAAAGAACUUUGCAGAAGCUCUUGGGGGCUACUACCACUGCUAUAGCACAGAGACGGAGGUCUAUACCAGUUGGGACAUGGACCAGCUCCUGGCAGAAAUCCAGAAGGCCCAGAGCCUCCUGAGCCACAUCCAAGCCUUGCGCAACAGGACCCCCAAUGAGGAGCUAACGGGCAUGAUGAAGGAGAUUUCCACAGAGAUUGCAAAAGGGCCACUCACAGGUCUCUUGCCUAAACCUCCAAAGCAUGAGGGUCCCCUCACAAUUGAGUUCCCAAACUUGGAGAAGACUUCUGCAGAAUGGCUAAAGAUCAAUGGCCUAAAAGCCAGAAAACUAAGCCUUUAUCAGGUUCUGGCACCCAAUGCAUUCUCUCCCGUGGAGGAAUUUGUGCCUAUUCUCCAGAAAACAGUAUCUUCAUCUAUCUAUGAGAAGGCAAUGGUACAAUUUGAAUGGCAUGACGGGACAGUGAAGAAUGUUCAUGUGGACCCGCCCUUCCUCUAUGAGUACCAGAAACAGCUCAGCAGAGCUAUGCGGAUGUAUGAGAGGCGGAUCGAGUGGCUCUCCUUGGCCAGCAGAAGAAUCUGGGGCACCGUCUGUGAAAAAAGGGUGGUUAUACUGCUGGAUAUCUCUGUGACCAAUUCCAUGUACAUUAUUCAUAUCCAGCACUCCCUGCGGCUUCUGCUGGAGGAGCAGUUGUCCAACAAGGACUGCUUCAACCUCAUCGCGUUUGGAAGCACAAUAGAAAGCUGGAGGCCAGAGAUGGUUGCCGUGAACCACGAAAACUUGCAGAGCGCCUGGCGUUGGGCCCUGACUCUGCAGUGUCACGGCAGCAGGAACGUCCUCAGCGCUCUGCGGAAGGCUGUGGAAGUGGAUUUCAAGGACAAAGACGGUCACCAAUCUCAGGGCAUCUACCUCUUCACGGGUGGCAUCCCUGACCAGGACGUGCCCAUGCUCAGCGCCUACAUGGCUGAGGCCUGUGGGGGCUGCGAUCUCCAGCUGAACAUAUGUCUCUUCUACGUGGGCGAGCCCCAGAUGGACAUCAUGCCCCCUGCCCGCUAUGCCAGCCGCACCGACACAGCCGCCGCCUACCGGGAGAUCACCCAGGCCACGGCCGGACGUUUCCACUGGUUUGGAGACACAGGUAUUUACGAAAGCGAUGACAUCAAUGCCAUCGUGUCUGAGAUGGAAAAGGCUCUCAACUACUCCCAAAAGUGUGCCUUACUGGUGUCCUCACUGAAGAACCAGUCUGGGAAAGAAGUGGAAAGCUCAGCCCUCCUGAAAGAAAAACCAAAGAUGUUCAAGCAAAGAAGUCAGCCCAGGAAACUCUAUUCUUCCAAGCCCACAGCUUCCUCGGUGGCCAGAAUGAGCCUUAAAGAUGACCGUGACAGAAAGAAGAGCUCCCCCUUGGAAGCUCUGACAUGGCAGCCACUUAGUGGCAAAGCAGGCGUCCCACCAGCUUCAGCCCAGCCAGUGAAAGAAGGGACCACAGAAUGGAGGAGGAAGACCAAGUGGAGGGAAGCAGAGACGUCUCUCUCACUGUUUUAUACGGAGACGGGGAAUAAUGUGGGCUCGGUCUACAAGAAAUACCCUCAGGGAAGGGGAAUACGAAGGGUUAGCUCUUCUAUCCAGUUGCCCAGGAAGGAUGCAGUUUGCUCAAGCCAAGAGUGGGUAGCAAAUUAUGGGCUCAAAAAACUGAGGAUGGAAAUCUCCAGAUACAUCGGUCCCAGCUGCACUCAUCAGAAGUCAGCCCAGGGGCUGGCGUCAGCCAAAUACUGCAACAUCCUGCCCAGUAUAGAGAUCAAUGGGGUAGUGAGACAUAUCCAGUGGACGCCCAGGGAAAUGGAAGCAUACAUCACAUGUCUGGAGAAGGUGAUGAGGCGCUAUGUCCAGAGGCUGCAGUGGCUGCUGUCUGGGAGCCGCCGAUUAUUUGGCACCAUUUUGGAGAGCAAAGUGUGCAUCCUGGUGGACACGUCGGGAUCCAUGGGCCCCUACCUGCAGCAGGUGAAGACGGAGCUGAUUCUGCUGAUUUGGGAACAGCUGCGCAAGCACUGUGACAGGUUUAACCUGCUCAGCUUUGCGGAGGACCUACAACUGUGGAGGGACACUCUGGUGGAGACCACAGAUGCAGCCUGUCACGAGGCUAUGCAGUGGGUGACCCACCUGCGUGCUCAGGGGAGCACCUCAGUCUUGCAAGCAUUACUGAAAGCCUUCAGUUUUCACGAUGUGGAAGGAUUGUACCUCCUGACCGACGGGAAGCCAGAUACAAGCUGCAGCCUUAUUCUGAAUGAAGUCCAAAGACUCAAGGAGGAAAGAGAUCUGAAACUGCACACCAUUUCCCUGAACUGCUCAGGCAGGGCGGCGGUUGACUUCCUGAGAAAUCUAGCCUCCCUCACGGGGGCCCGCUAUCACUGCCCUGUUGAUGAGGACACACUCUUCAAAAUCCACGGCCUGCUGACCAAGGGCUUCGUGGACGAAAGGGACCCCGUAUUGCCACUAUUUGAAGGAGAUGAUUUGAGAAGAUUGGCCCAGGAGAUCACCAAGGCCAGAAGCUUCCUCUGGAAGGCCCAAUCCUUCAGGUCUCAACUCCGGAAGAAAAACAACACAGAACCAAAUGUCACUCUUUUCUAGAGAAGGGUUCUCAGCACACCCUACACUCCAGCAACAAAAUUAUCACUCAUUAGGAAGCCUUGCACCAAGCCUGCCUGGAAACGCCCUUCUUACCACCCUCUGCCUGGUGACUCCUGCUCAUCCAUCAAGGCACAACUCAUAUGGCAUCAGCUCCACUGUGAAGAUGUCCCUGGGACCCAUCAAGAGCUGGGAGCCUCCAGCCUUCCUCCCACUGCAUCCGGACCAAACAUCUGUUUUCACGGCCGUGACACUUAGCAUUUAUGAUGCCUAGCACUCCAUACCAUGCUUCCUUACUCCCUUUGCCAACUCUUUUUCUUGGCUGUGAGCUCCCCCAGGAUGAGGCUGGUGUCCUAGGUCCCCAGAACCUGCCACAGGGGCAGACGUAGUAAACUGUGAGCAUCCAACUUAGCUGUGGGAGUCCGGCUCUGGAAACCAGCCAGAGCAUGUUAUUUCUGCCCUGGUCCCCUCACCCUCUGCUUCCUACCACCCUGGUCCAGGGGGGGUGAUGCAGAUUCACCAUCAGCCCAUCUUGGGAGCAAAAACCAGUGAGCCUUACCACCUGCCCCCUACCUGUUCAACCAAACUGAAUUAAGGUCUGCCCUGCUCAAGCGGGUGAAAAUUGGGUUGGGUCCACUGGGCCCGGCCCUGCUGUGUACAUAUGAAAUGACUGUCUCAUGUAUUAUGUGGUCUGAUUUCCUGAGAUGAGAAAAAAUUGCUUUUAUUUAAUUAAAUAGAAUCAA
This is a messenger RNA of Lynx canadensis (Canada lynx), 4859 nucleotides long. RefSeq names its product von Willebrand factor A domain containing 3A (gene VWA3A). Lineage: Eukaryota; Metazoa; Chordata; Mammalia; Carnivora; Felidae. The record is from RefSeq and is a predicted model, not a curated record.